CCAAUAUACAAUUGAAUAACACGUUUUAAUAGCAAGCAAAGCGUGUCAUGUUGUGUAAUUCACUAAAGCUAUAGCAGAGCUAAUCGUGACAGCUGCUGUCCGCCUACACAAAACGGCAUCUUUCUCUGUCAUUGUUAGCCAGUUAGCUCCGACCAACUGUUAUCGUCAAGGAUGUUAUUGUAGCUCGUCCAGCUGACUCUUGCUGACCUUCAGUGACGAUUGGCCCCCACAGCCAUCCGUCAACAUGCAAGGAUUCUACUCCAAGCUGGACUCGUCCCCGUUACUGGGGGUGGGCCUCAGGGGAGAAGGUGCUCCCGUCCCUCUCAGCCUGGCUGUAGAGACGGAGAAAGCUCAGGCCCUCCUACAGACAUUCAGCUCCGCCUCUCUGCUGGCGUCGGCAGGACUCGGUAUGUUCUGUGUGGUGGCGGACCACGCCCUCCAGCUGUCCGUCAUCCAGAACCACCUGUGGCUGCGCGCUGCCUUGGACAACGCCACGCAUGGAUUGGUGGGGCUUUGGUCAUGGGCGGUUGUUAUUGGACUGAGGAAAAAGAGUGAUUUCUAUGAGGUGCUGCUUGCCGGUCUCCUGGCAUCAAUCAUAGACCUGGACCACUUCUAUAUGGCUGGAUCCCUGUCACUCAAGGCUGCUGUCUCGCUCCCUCAGCGUCCUCCUCUCCACUGUUCCUCUCUCAUCCCCGUCCUCUGUCUCUCCCUCCGCUUCUUCAUGUGGAUCGGACGCCUCAAAGAUUCGUGGUGUUCCUUGCCGUGGAUGCUUUUAAUUUCCAUGGCGACGCAUCACGUCCGGGACGCCGUGCGCCACGGCCUGUGGGUGUGCCCGUUUGGGAACACGGCACCGCUCCCUUACUGGCUGUACGUCAGCACCACGGCGACGCUGCCUCACCUGUGUUCAGUGCUCAUGUAUCUGACUGGAACCAGGGACGUGAUCUCCACCAAACACGGGGUGGCCAUCGAUGUUUAAAGUCGCCGUAGUGACGACGACGCCUAGUUCUGAUCUGGUACGGGAUCGCCUGCGGGCUACAAAAUGUCCUUAGCUGUUUGAAACCACUUUUAGAUACUUGAAAUUACUGGAGAAAACAUGUGACCGAUUAACUGAAAACAUGUUUUUUUUCAGUUUAGGUGAAGAGAAAUGUUGUUUUUUUCUCCAGCCACAAGGAUGAGAAAACUGUCACUAUGAUAACGGAAAACAAAAAAACUUAAACAUUUGAGUUUCCAUGGAUGAAGAAAUCUGUAAAAUAAUAAAUUAGCUUUUGGAAAACGUCCAGUGUGAGUGUCAAUCAUGGUUUUCUUACUUUGAGAUUUCUUUUCUGGUAUUAUGGAAAUGUAUCAGAAACCUGUUCACUUAUCUGAUGCUUAUCUCUAACUGUGUUUAAUAUUUAUGUAGUGACCCUUUAAAACUUUGACAUAUCGUUUUGCAGAGGCGUGCCUGCUUUUUGUUCAUCUACUUAAUCCCCGACACAGGACCCGAGACUUCCUCUCAUUUCUCUGUAACCAACCUUCACCUGUACUGUCACCAUCCGUCAUCGUCCUAAGAAACACUCAAGGAAAAGUCAACCAAAGGUAAACCACAGGCUGUGUGACACUGACAUGUUGUUGUCAGUGUCACUUUCACCCUCAGUACAACAGUAUGUUAUUCAAUUGUGCAUUUAAAAUGAAUCAUCUCCCAUUGUAGUGAAAUUGAAUGUAUUGUGUGUCAGGUCAUCUGUAGAGUGAGUUUUAAAUGACAAAUCCACCUUUAAUCUUUGGCUGUUACUGUCACUGCUCUGCCUUUGCUGCUUGGAUGAGUCUUAUUGUCCACUCAAAUCUAACUUUUCCUAGAGGAGACACUUUUUGCAAAUCAGAGGUUUCAGUGCCAACCACGUCGGCCGUGGUUAUGGAUCAGGAUGUUGUGGCUGUGUUACCUGGUGUUAGUUCCCGUGUUGCUAAAGAUGUGCAGCCUCUGGCUUUGUUGGAUUUACCAUGGGGGGGGGGAAGAAACACCUUCUUCCAAGUUCUGUACUUUUUAAAAUGUGAAAAGGCUCUUACACUGUGUGCAUAAAUCAACCUGGGGAAUGAGAAGUAUUCCACUUUUAAGAUAUGCUGUGUUCAAGAUGCUGUACAAUUCAGAUUGUUGGCUAGUUUUCUGGCUUCCCACUGCACCAAUGACAAACUGAUUUUAUUUUUACAGUUUCAAACUAUUGUUUGACGGAUCUGGCUCAGCUGUUGCAGCAAAAGCAAAGGAUGAAAUUAUUAUUUUGUACUUUAAUGUCAGUGUGAUAGGUGUAUGUGGUGUCCCAUGCGACCUCUCUAUUGUACAUCAAUCACAGAAAGGAUAAGAGAGAUGCUGGAUCAUUAUAUUUGAAGUUAACAUUCAAGGGAAUGGAUUGUUCACUAGUGUGUCCAUUGCUAGUAAUAUAUUCAUAUAACUUGUUGAUUUAGGAAAUAUAAAAUGAAAAAGAAAAUUGCAUUUACUUGUUGUAUAUUGUUCCGCUGCAGUUGUUAUGCUACUGUAAUUAAAUGAUUAAUACAGUACAUACUACAAACUGAAAGUCCCAGCUGGCUUUUCAGCGAGUGAACCCAUGACCUGUAGAAGGACAUGGACUGUUUGUUCAAACUAUUUAUCGCACAUUCCUAUUAUUAUAAUCAUGAACAGAACAUUUAGAGGUAGGACGUCAUUACACUGUUUUAGAUGUAGACUCACAUAUUCAUUCCUGAACAGCAUUGUUUACUCUCAUACAUGAUGCAUUAUAUGUUGUAAUAUAGUGGGUUUUAGGAACUUAUUAUGUUGUUAUUUGAAUGUAAUUACUUUAAAUAUAAAAGGGAUGGUGGACUCCUCGAGCUUUCUAAUAGUCUGCUUUUAUCUUUUUAAAUUGGGACAGAAUUGAAAACAGUUUUAUGUGACUUACAUUCAAAAAUGUGUUUGUAGAUGAAUUUCAGAAAGAGGUUUCACAGUGGUUACGUCACAUUUUUAGUUGCCAGUGUCAUUUUGAGUAAAACAUCUAUUUUACUGCUGCUUAUGUUUACAACGUGAUCUUCAUUAUGCAAUAUUACGUUGAAUUUUGCACAUUAAGUUUAAAUUAUGUUUUGUAUUUGUUGACUGUUUCUAUGACCAUGUUUUGAUUUCAAUAUUAGUAAAGGACAGAUUUAGACCGUUUUAAUGUAGUGUUUUUAUCUCAAUAAAAUAUAUAUGUAUACAUUC
Messenger RNA from Cottoperca gobio, 3193 nucleotides. It is a transcript of the gene tmem267, whose product is annotated as transmembrane protein 267. NCBI's taxonomy places the organism in Eukaryota, Metazoa, Chordata, Actinopteri, Perciformes, Bovichtidae. The coding region runs from base 245 to 976 and encodes 243 amino acids. The transcript has 3 exons. The record is from RefSeq and is a predicted model, not a curated record.